Messenger RNA from Crotalus tigris (Tiger rattlesnake), 3949 nucleotides. Its product is annotated as KIAA2013 ortholog. NCBI's taxonomy places the organism in Eukaryota, Metazoa, Chordata, Lepidosauria, Squamata, Viperidae. The record is from RefSeq and is a predicted model, not a curated record. The transcript has 2 exons. The coding region runs from base 144 to 2000 and encodes 618 amino acids.
GCCAACGCCCCGCCCGGGCCCGCCACAGACGGGGGAGAAGCAGCGGCGGCGGAAGCAGCGGCCGAGCGACUAGGCCGCGCCGACGCCGGGGACUCGCGUAACCGCCGCGGCCGCCAUGAGCUAGCUGCGCCUGCGCCGCCCCGAUGUGGCUGCAGCAGCGGCUGAAGGGGCUGCCGGGGCUGCUGUCCAGCAGCUGGGCGCGGCGCCUGCUGGCCCUGCUGGCCUUCCUGCUGGCCGCCUCCUGGUACCUGGGCAGCGGCGGCGCCUGGCCGCGCCUGCUGCUCCGCCUGCGGGCCGGGGGCGGCGCGGGGGCGGCGGCGGGGCCCUGCCUGCAGGCCGAGAGCCGCGCCUGGCGGAGGGCCGGCGCCCGGCUGCUGGGCGGCGGGGACUCGGGCGGGCCGCCCCCGGCGCUGGUGGGCAACGGGCACCUGCUGCUGGACGCCCAGGCCAACCGCCUCUGGGUGGUCCCCCCGGGGGGGGCGGCGGCGGCGGCCCCCGGCCCGGCCUGGCCCACCGACUACGGGCCGCUGGCCCAGCUGCGGGGCCCGGCCGGGGCUGAGAGCGAGGCGGGGGGCUCGGCCCUGCUGCCCAAGGAGGGCGCCCUGCGGAGGGUCCGCUGCGUCCAGCCCGGGGGUCCCGGCGGGGGCUGCCUGACCGUCCGGGAGGAGCUGCUGGCCCACCGGGGCCGCCCCCACCUCUACCUGCAGCGCCUGGCGGUGGACAACCCCACCGACCGGCUGGUGGCCCUGGAGCUGGCCGGCCCGGGCUCCUCGUCGUCGUCCUCCUCCUCCUCCUCCUCCUCCGGCCACUCCUUCGCCACCAGCCUGGAGAAGGUGGGCGACCGGCAGUUCUUCCUCUCCUCCGGCCGGGCGCUGCAACCGGCGGGUGAGAAGCUGGUGCUGGUGGUGGUGGCGGCCAAGAAGCUGGUCAACCGGGUGCAGGUGGCGCCCCGCUCGCGCUUCGAGGAGACGCUGCUGGCGGUGGUGCUGUGCUCGGAGCCCAUCGAGGCCGCCCAGCUUGACGAGACCUUCGGGCGGCUGCGGGAGGCGGCCAAGAGGGAGAUGAUGGAGGUGCUGCCCUUGCGGGCCGAGGAGCUGGUGCAGGAACACCGCCGGGCGUGGGACGAGCUCUUUAUCUCAGGUGUGGAAAUGCGCAAGAUCACCGACGCGCACACCCCCUCCAGCGACACCGUCAACAUGACGCUCUACUUCGUCCUGUCCACCACCCCGGCUCCCCUCCUGGACCCCCACAUUAGCCCCGAGGAGAAGGAGAGAAUGGAAGCCACUUUGAAGUAUGCGGAUCACUGCUUCAGCGGCCACGCCACCAUGCACGCCGAGAACCUGUGGCCCGCACAGCUGUCCUCCGUCCUGCAGGUCUUGCAGCUCUCCAACCUGUGGAAGCUGACGCUCCAGAAGCGCGGCUGCAAGGGGCUGGUGGCCGCCGGGGCCCACGGCCUCAUGCAGGGGAUGGUGCUCAGCUUCGGCGGGCUGCAGUUCACCGAAAACCACCUGCAGUUCCAGUCGGACCCGGAAGUCCUUCAGAACAGCUACGCCUUGCGGGGGAUCCAUUACAACAAGGACUUGAUCAACCUGGCCGUGCUGCUGGACGCCGAGGGGAAGCCCUUCCUGCACGUCUCCGUCAAGUUCCAGGACAAGCCGGUGAAGCUGUAUGCCUGCGAGGGCGGCUGUUCCAACGACCCCGUGGAGCUGACCUCGGAAGUGCACGGCCACACUUUCCCCGUCAUGGUGACCCAGCCCAUCACGCCUCUGCUGUACAUCUCCACCGACCUGGUGCACCUGCAGGAUCUCCGCCACACGCUCCACCUCAAGGCGAUCCUGGCCCACGAGGAGCACAUGGCCAAGCGCUACCCGGGCCUCCCCUUCGUCUUCUGGUUCAGCGUGGCCUCCCUCAUCACCCUCUUCCACCUGUUCCUCUUCAAGCUCAUAUACAACGAGUACUGUGGGCCGGGGGCUAAGCCCCUCUUCCGGAGCAAGGUCUAAGCCCCCCCCCCAGCCCGUUUCGGCUUGAUGGCUGAAGUGGGCCCCGGCUUCUUCUCUCCCUGACCUCAGCCUGGAAGCAGGGCACCCGCGGGAGUUUGAGCGCAUCUUUGGAAGAAGCAGCCUUUGCGUGGUGUGUGCGUGUUUGCCUGUCUGGGAGACGAGCCCUGGGGGGGGGGGAGGCUGAGAAAAGACCACUUAAAAAGAAAGAGUCUUCUCCCCAGCCCCGUCUUCUUGUAGUCAUCUCAGUUUUGUUGAGGUGCCGCUCGAAAAAGGCUUGGCAGGCAGUGUGAUGGAGGAACCCCGCUUAGGAGUGCCGAGGCUGACACCCCCAAGGGUUAAGCAAGGACCCUCACUGUGCUCCCUCCCUUGUAUCCUGAAGGAGCCAGGAUGAGGGAGGAGAGGACGCUCCUUGGGGGUCGGAAAGCUUGUCACCCAUCAAUGCAGUUUAUGUGGAUUAUUAAUUAAUAAUUAAACUUCCUUUCCUUGUGGCUCCCUCCAGUACAUCUAGGCCUAGUUAUUCAGCUAAAGAGCAGAGAUGGGAAACGAGGCAAGGACAGGAUUCCACAACAAAAUAAAACAGCGUGGGAAGGUUUGUGGGAAAGAGAUCCCUCGUAUAAUAUGUGCAUAGGAUUGGCGUCCGUUUUUUUUCUGAGUCUCUUUGGCUUCCUUCUCAGCUAUUCAGCUUCCUUCUCAGCUAUUCAUUCUCAGCUUAUUUCCAAUUAAGGAUUUAAUUGGAAAUAAGCACUUCCUCCCCCCCCCCUUUUUUUUUCUUGGUUUGUAUUCCAAAACUUUCUGUGGAGCCGUUUGCUUUCAUCAUUAAAGCAGUUAACAAAAGAGUGCUUGUGGAAUGUGUGUGUGUGUGUGUGUGUGUGUGUGUGUGUAGAUUGUGUAUGUGUGCAUUUUUCAAAGACAGCCUAGCACAGGGGUCUUCCAACUUGGCCCUUUUAUGACUGGUGGACUUCAACUCCCAGAAUUCCUCAGCCUGGCUGAGGAUUUCUGGGAAUUGAAGUCCACCAGUCAUAAAAGGGCCAAGUUGGAAGACCCCUGGCCUAGCGAGGACAACAGGAAGACGGAACGUUCCAGAAAAACACCGGAGGGCUCUGAAGAAUUGCUGCUGUUUGAAUGACUCAGUUUCAAUCUUGGGUCUUCUAUCCAAGACAAGACCCUAAAACAGCAUCACGUGUGUGUGUGUGUGUGUGUGUGUGUGUGUGUGUGUGUGUGUGUCUUCCUGCAAAGGAAGUGCAAAUAGAACACAACCAUUUGCGAUGGCCCCUGGGUGUCCUAACUCUGUCCCGACAUUCCCCCCAGGCCCAAAGACCCCAUUGCUUCUUUCUUCUGUUGGCUUUCAUUUCCAUUUUGUUCUUUGAUGAAAAAUACUUGAAAAAAAAAAUUAAGGAUUUUUAUGUUGAUGGUAAGCGAUAGGGAGAUGUUUAAUCAGCACCUUUGGUUUGAUUGUUCUUGCUUCGCUUCAGUUUAAAAGGGGGGGGGGAUUUCUCUCCCCUCCCGACCCCUAACCAAGUGUCAUUCUCAUUUCUUUGUGUGGACUUUAAUUUAUUGUUUGUGGGUUUUAGGCCUUCGUUUUGCCAACCGUUCCAGACCGAAUAACAGCCAGCUAAGAAUGUACCUGUACUUAAUUUUAACUCAUGCUUUAAUCUAACACUGAUAAUAGGAGUUCUCGAUCUUCCUCUGAAGAAAGUGUACAAAAUACACAACUUUAAGUACUUUUAUUAGGCGUGUGGGGGGAGUGGCUGUUGAUUUAAUCUUUCACCAAGCUUAUUGCAGUGUCCUGGAGUGGUUUUUUUUCCUCUCCUUAAUUCUAGAGAGAUUUAACAGAUUUUUCUGAUGAUUUGAAAACAAUUGUGAUUAUUUUAAGAUACCAAAGGUUCUGGGUUUGGGGAUUUUGGGGUUGUUUUUUUUUUGGUAAGAAAUAAAAAUCUUUCAAAUCUGUA